Messenger RNA from Agelaius phoeniceus (red-winged blackbird), 993 nucleotides. RefSeq names its product ubiquinol-cytochrome c reductase binding protein (gene UQCRB). Gene Ontology annotation, cellular component: respiratory chain complex III. Gene Ontology annotation, biological process: mitochondrial electron transport, ubiquinol to cytochrome c. NCBI's taxonomy places the organism in Eukaryota, Metazoa, Chordata, Aves, Passeriformes, Icteridae. The record is from RefSeq and is a predicted model, not a curated record.
CCCCCCCCCGCGCUGUACCCAGGAGGCCGCGCGGCGCCGAGGUCAAGAUGGCGGCGAGGGCGCCUGUUGCAGGAGGUGGUCGCCUGUUUGACAGGAUUUGCAAGUGGUAUUAUAAUGCAGCUGGAUUCAACAAAUAUGGGUUAAUGCGGGAUGAUACAUUGCAUGAAGACGAUGAUGUGAAAGAAGCACUGAAGAGACUUCCAGAGCACCUGUACAACGAGAGAGUAUUCCGCAUAAAGCGAGCUCUGGACUUAAGCUUGAAACAUCAGAUCCUUCCCAAAGACCAGUGGGUGAAGUAUGAAGAGGAUCACCGUUAUCUUGAACCAUACCUAAAAGAAGUAAUCCGUGAAAGACAAGAAAGGGAAGCAUGGAACAAGAAGUAACUAUUGAACUACUUCAUGCAAAUAUCCAGAUAUUUCUGUUAUUUUAAACAUUUGGUUGUAGAAGUCCAUAGGGAGGCAGUUGUGGGGCUGAGGAAUACUGUUUCAGCUUGUUCAUUGAGUCUGAUCAUCCAACUAAAAUAAACAUGUCAAACUAUAAAAAUCUUGGAAGAGUUCUUUCUAAAUGUUAACAAGCUAAUGUUCAGAUCUUUCCUGUGAGCAUAUACAUUACACAUUAGCUUAGUGGUAUGCAGUCUUCAUUCCAGCUUUUGAUUCUUGCUCUUUUCAUCAUACAGCUGUUUUCUGCAGUAGUAGAAUUAGGUAAGAAAUGUUCAAGUCUGUUGGUGCUAGUUGCUCUCUUAAGUUAAAGAUUUGAUAUUCAUUCAUCAGUUGUCACUGUGGACAGCAAUACUGAACCAGUAUUGAUGUUACAAUGGUAUUGUGAGACAGCAGAAUGUAAUAUCCUGUGUACCCCAGCAGAUACAUAUUGUAAAAAUGGAAAAUAUAGAUGAUUCCUUCAUCAUAAAAUAGGAAAUGUUUCACUAACGUUUUAUACCAUAUACAUUGUUAAGCCUUAAAAACUAUUUUCAUGUAAACCAUAAUGACUAUCUCA